Messenger RNA from Closterium sp. NIES-65, 1665 nucleotides. The record is from the annotation of a GenBank genome assembly. Lineage: Eukaryota; Viridiplantae; Streptophyta; Zygnematophyceae; Desmidiales; Closteriaceae.
AUGCUCCGGUGGUCCCGUCCAGCUGCCGCGAUGCCAUUGGUCGGCGCCAGGCUGGCGGAGGCCGCGAUUGGGUCAGCGGAGUGGGAGAGGAGGGAUGAGAGGGCGGCGAGUGCGAGGGAGCGAGUGAGGGGGGAGGGGGAGGAGGAGGCGUCGUGGGAGAGAGGAGGUGGCGGGAAAGGGGGUUCGGAGCAGAGGGAGGGGGGUUCGGAGCAGAGAGAGGGGGGUGAGGAGCAGAGAGAGGGGGGUGAGGAGCAAAGAGAGGGGGGUGAGGAGCAGAGAGAAGGGGGUGAGGAACAGAGAGAGGGGGGUUCGGAGCAGAGAGAGGGGGGUGAGGAGCAGAGAGAGGGGGGUGAGGAGCAGAGGGAAGGGGGUGCGGAGCAGAGGGAAGGGGGUGCGGAGCAGAGGGAAGGGGGUGAGGAGCAGAGAGAGGGGGGUGAGGAACAGAGGGAAGGGGGUGCGGAGCAGAGGGAAGGGGGUGCGGAGCAGAGGGAAGGGGGUGAGGAGCAGAGAGAGGGGGGUGAGGAGCAGAGAGAGGGGGGUGAGGAGCAGAGGGAAGGGGGUGCGGAGCAGAGGGAAGGGGGUGAGGAACAGAGAGAGGGGGGUUCGGAGCAGAGAGAGGGGGGUGAGGAGCAGAGAGAGGGGGGUGAGGAGCAGAGGGAAGGGGGUGCGGAGCAGAGGGAAGGGGGUGCGGAGCAGAGGGAAGGGGGUGAGGAGCAGAGAGAGGGGGGUGAGGAACAGAGGGAAGGGGGUGCGGAGCAGAGGGAAGGGGGUGCGGAGCAGAGGGAAGGGGGUGAGGAGCAGAGAGAGGGGGGUGAGGAGCAGAGAGAGGGGGGUGAGGAGCAGAGGGAAGGGGGUGCGGAGCAGAGGGAAGGGGGUGAGGAGCAGAGAGAGGGGGGUGAGGAGCAGAGAGAGGGGGGUGAGGAGCAGAGGGAAGGGGGUGCGGAGCAGAGGGAAGGGGGUGAGGAGCAGAGAGAGGGGGGUGAGGAGCAGAGAGAGGGGGGUGAGGAGCAGAGAGAGGGGGGUGAGGAGCAGAGAGAGGGGGGUGAGGAGCAGAGAGAGGGAGAUGAGGAGCAGAGAGAGGGGGGAGAGGAGCAGAGAGAGGGGGGUGAGGAGCAGAGAGAGGGGGGUGAGGAGCAGAGAGAGGGGGGUGAGGAGCAGAGGGAAGGGGGUGAGGAGCAGAGGGAGGGGGGUGAGGAGCAGAGAGAGGGGGGUGAGGAGCAGAGAGAGGGGGGUGAGGAGCAGAGAGAGGGGGGUGAGGAGCAGAGAGAGGGGGGUGAGGAGCAGAGAGAGGGGGGUGAGGAGCAGAGAGAGGGGGGUGAGGAGCAGAGAGAGGGGGGUGAGGAGCAGAGAGAGGGGGGUGAGGAGCAGAGAGAGGGGGGUGAGGAGCAGAGAGAAGGGGGUGAGGAGCAGAGAGAGGGGGGUGAGGAGCAGAGAGAGGGGGGUGAGGAGCAGAGAGAGGGGGGUGAGGAGCAGAGAGAGGGGGGUGAGGAGCAGAGAGAGGGGGGUGAGGAGCAGAGAGAGGGGGGUGAGGAGCAGAGAGAGGGGGGUGAGGAGCAGAGGGAAGGGGGUGCGGAGCAGAGGGGAGGGGGUGCGGAGCAGAGGGAAGGGGGUGCGGAGCAGAGGGAAGGGGGUGUGGGGAACCAUCACCCCUCACCCCCCGGUUGA